Messenger RNA from Grus americana (Whooping crane), 3761 nucleotides. RefSeq names its product casein kinase 1 delta (gene CSNK1D). Gene Ontology annotation, biological process: positive regulation of proteasomal ubiquitin-dependent protein catabolic process; regulation of circadian rhythm; spindle assembly. Gene Ontology annotation, cellular component: spindle microtubule; nucleus; cytoplasm. The transcript is spliced from 10 exons. The coding region runs from base 237 to 1466 and encodes 409 amino acids. Gene Ontology annotation, molecular function: ATP binding; protein serine/threonine kinase activity. The record is from RefSeq and is a predicted model, not a curated record. Lineage: Eukaryota; Metazoa; Chordata; Aves; Gruiformes; Gruidae.
AGGUCACGCAGUAUGGCGGCUCGGAGCCGAGACGGCUGAGGGGCUGGUCUUGGGGGGAAUCCGCGUCCAUCCUUCUCGGGAGCUGCGGCGGCCGUGCUGCCUGUCUCGCUAGUAUCGAGCGGCGGGACCAAAGCCGCGAUGGCAUCAGGAACUGCAGGGCUGUGAGGCGGCAGAGCGCGAGCCGGCAGGGCGGGCAGAGCAACUGAACCGGGUCGCGGACGAACCGAGCUGCCGCCAUGGAGCUGAGGGUUGGGAACCGGUACCGGCUGGGCCGGAAGAUCGGGAGCGGCUCCUUCGGGGACAUCUACCUGGGAACUGAUAUUGCUGCCGGAGAGGAGGUUGCAAUUAAGUUGGAAUGUGUGAAAACCAAACAUCCUCAGCUCCACAUCGAGAGUAAAAUCUACAAAAUGAUGCAGGGUGGAGUGGGUAUUCCCACAAUUAAGUGGUGCGGAGCUGAAGGGGACUACAACGUAAUGGUGAUGGAGCUGUUGGGACCCAGUCUGGAAGAUCUCUUCAAUUUUUGUUCCAGGAAAUUUAGUCUCAAGACAGUCCUAUUACUCGCUGACCAAAUGAUUAGUCGAAUUGAAUAUAUUCACUCUAAGAACUUCAUCCACCGAGACGUGAAGCCAGAUAACUUCUUAAUGGGCCUGGGGAAGAAAGGCAAUCUUGUCUACAUAAUAGACUUUGGAUUAGCAAAGAAGUAUCGAGAUGCUCGAACUCACCAACAUAUUCCGUAUCGUGAAAAUAAAAACUUAACAGGAACUGCCCGUUAUGCAUCCAUCAACACGCAUCUUGGAAUUGAGCAAUCUCGCAGAGAUGACUUGGAGUCCUUGGGCUAUGUACUGAUGUAUUUUAACCUGGGCUCCCUCCCCUGGCAGGGACUGAAAGCAGCAACAAAGAGGCAGAAAUACGAACGUAUCAGUGAAAAGAAAAUGUCUACACCCAUUGAGGUUUUGUGUAAAGGAUAUCCUUCUGAAUUUGCCACAUACUUGAAUUUCUGCCGUUCUUUGCGUUUUGAUGACAAACCGGACUAUUCCUAUCUAAGGCAAUUGUUCAGAAACCUCUUCCACCGACAAGGGUUCUCCUAUGACUAUGUGUUUGACUGGAACAUGCUGAAAUUUGGCGCAAGCAGAGCAGCUGAAGAUGCUGAACGUGAAAGGCGAGAACGAGAGGAAAGAUUGAGACAUACACGAAAUCCGGCUGUGCGUGGAUUACCCUCCACUGCUUCUGGCAGGCUGAGAGGAACGCAAGAUGUAGCUCCUCCUACUCCUCUUACCCCAACUUCACAUGCUGCCAACACCUCUCCUCGGCCCGUAUCUGGUAUGGAACGAGAAAGGAAAGUGAGUAUGAGAUUGCAUCGUGGUGCCCCAGUCAAUAUCUCGUCGUCUGACUUAACAGGCCGACAAGAUACCUCUCGCAUGUCAACCUCGCAGAAUAGCAUUCCUUUCGAACACCAUGGCAAGUAGCUGCUCGUCUCCUUUCGUUGGAAGGCAGCACUGGAUUCCUGCUCGGGUAACUACCAGUGUUCUCCAGUCUGCUGUGCACCGAUGAAAAUUAUUUUGCCAUGGAGGGCAGAUAAUGCAUGGCUGAUCUCCUAUGUUACCAAUGGCUUUACUAGCAAAAAUACCCUAAACUAGAGCGGAAACAUUACAAUCGGAGUUCUCCAUGUGACUUAAAAAAGCACUUGGAGCAACAUGGACAGACUCCAGCAGCUGCCAUUACAGGACGCUUUUGCCAGAAACCCAAUGACCUUAAGAGAACCCUGUGGUAACGGGGCUGGAAAAGAAAGAUGGUUUACAGAGUUGACCGCCUGUUAUCGGAUGGCCAUUUCAGUUUUCCUUCCACAGGCGGCAGACUUUACCCCCUUUUUAUUAUUCUACUGUAACUAUAAAUCUUUUACUUGGUUUAAGAAAGUUUUUUGUAUCAUUUUGCUAAAAUUAUUGGCUUAAUUCUCUGUAAAGAACUCUUGCUUUUGUCUGAUUUAAAAAUGUAGAAUAUAAACAAACCUAAACUAAAGACAAUGACUUGAAAUUUCUUGUUUAAAAAAAUUAGUCUGGCAGGGAACAUGUAAAUGAAUCAAAACCAUCUGACUUUAUUUAAACUGUUUACUGAUUUGUAUGGUCCUAUUCUGACUGAGAAGGUUUUCUCAUGAAACUUUUAAAACUGUUAGAAUUUUACUUUGCUGUUUGCUGUCUUCAUUCACACUUAACAUUUGACUUUCCGCACAAUUCCACAAAGGAAUUUUUAAGACUCGUGUUCUUUUUCGUAAAAGAGGAGAACUAAAUAUCCUGCAGGAGAGUCUAAGUAUAGUAGAGAUGAUGAUAAUGAAUUUCUUUUUUUGUAAAGAAUAUGAAGGACAAAGUGAAAGACUCUGGCAUUUGAGGGAUUUAGAAUUUGAAAACUUGUCCUGUCUCCCUGCUUAGUUUGGGUAAAUGGAUAUUUUCAAACAUAGUUUUUAUUGGUAAAAUCUUGUUUCCUGCACUCUGAGGCUGGUUAGCUUGGAGGGUAUUGCAAGUAGAAAAUACAUGUUGCUACUGAGUUUUCAGUGAAUUUGCAUGUUUCGUUCAGCAUCUACGUUUUUCUAAAUAAAUAAAUAAAUUGAUUCAGGCCUUCUGUUUCGUGCCAAGACUCAAAAAAGGAAUUAUUUAAAAACAAACCAAACCAACUAACAACCGACAACCUAUUCUUGCUGUGAAAUCCUGAGAAUUGUUACAAUUCAGGUGCAUACCAUAUUUAAUUCUUAACUGCAUUCGACCUGAGUAUGCCCAGAAUUGUUAGCUAGAAAUGAAUGAUUCAACAUGCUUAGGUUGUCCAAAAAACUGUUGCAGGUGUUGUCACCUGUUGGUUAUGGAAUAUGGAAGAUUGUUCAUGUUGUUUGUUACUGUAAACAGUCUCAUAAAAUAAAAAAAGGUAUUCUGUCCUCACAGUACUUGGAACAGUAUCAGAAGUACUGUUUAUACUAGUAUGACUGAAGUAAUGGGAAGUUUCAUGUUGGAAAUGAAAGUAUAUACAGAGAUUUUGUUUGAACAUUAGGUAUUUUGAGAAAUUCUUCCCUGCUUGAAAACAAAAUUUUUUAAAGGCCUAUUGGUCUUCAAGAGUUUUAUGAAGAGUAAUUUUUAUUGUUUUGGUGUUUACAAAUUCUUUUUUGCCCCUCUCAAAAGUCCACGUAUUAAAUAUUAGUCACUCUUCUUUGGAUGUUUUCAGAACAUUAGCUACUUGCUUGUGUGUACUCUGGGUCUGACUGGGGAAACCUGUGUUUGGGGAAGAGUAUAGUGGAAAAGCUAAAGAGUUUGAUCCAUGGAUAAGUUUGCAUAAGAGAAUUAUUUCCUCAGUUACUGUAAACUUCAGUAUUUUAGGCAUGUGCACUACCAUUUGAACAGUUUUACACUUCACUGUGCUUUCCUUGUAAAUAUCUGUGGUUAAUAAUGUACUGUUAGAAGGACUUACAAAGGCAGCCUCUUUAUUCUCUCUGCAUCUGGAACAUUAGAUUGCUGUACUAUACUUAAAAGUUGACUGCAGACUUCUAGAAUUGUACUCACUUGUGGGCAAUUUUUGUCCGUCAUAAUAGUUAAAUACCAUCAUGCGGAAAAUAGUUAGACUGUCUAUAUAAAUCUAUGUAUCGGAAACCAGUAUCUCAGAGCACUUCAUUUGUACUACCACUGUAUUUGUGUACUUUAACAAUUGUGUAAAUACAUUCAUAAUAACUUCUAUUCUUCUUUGGUGUAACUUACUUACAAUGAAUCCUUACUCUUCACUUGGUA